Messenger RNA from Carya illinoinensis, 1221 nucleotides. Its product is annotated as protein FAR1-RELATED SEQUENCE 5-like. Bases 1 to 1221 code for a protein of 406 amino acids. The transcript has 4 exons. The record is from RefSeq and is a predicted model, not a curated record. NCBI's taxonomy places the organism in Eukaryota, Viridiplantae, Streptophyta, Magnoliopsida, Fagales, Juglandaceae.
AUGCCUUGUUACUUUGAACCAGUGCCUACGUGGUCACCAACUUUUCUACCAUAUCUGGGUGGUAACCAAUAUCCAAUCAACAUACAGAAUGCUGGUUACUCAUUUCAACAUAUCAUGGAACAUCCAACUCCUAUCAGCACAAACUCUGCCACGAGCAAAAUAGUUGGUUCAAAUUCGGAUAAUAAAACUGAUGGGGGGGAAUCUGAAGCGCCAUGUGGAUCUGGUAUUGGUGAGAAAUCUCAGAAUGUCCAAGUGGUUGAUGAUGAUUCGAUUGAGGAGCCAAAAAGGGGAAUGGAGUUUAAUUCCUUUGAAGAGCUAUUAAGUUAUCAUAAGGAAUAUAGUAAAAAAUGCGGCUUUAGGGUGAUGAGAAAACGGAUUGAGAGGGAAGAAGAUAACUCUGUUAGAUACGUCACUCUUUCGUGUGCCCGUGGUGGGAAGUUGACGACAGUACAUAAUAUCCAUAACCAUGGUCUCAGUCCAAAGAAAUCCCGCUUCUUUCGGUGUAAUAGAGAAGUAAGUGAUGCCGUAAAAAGGGUCCUAGAUACAAAUGAUCAGGCUGGCAUCCGAGCGAAUAAGAGUUACGGAUCUCUCGUUGUUGGCGUGGGUGGAUUCGAGAAUCUCCCAUUUUUAGAAAAGGAUUGUCGUAAUUAUAUAGACAAGGCAAGACAUCUACGACUUGACGCAGAUCCCCGUAGUAGAGCAGCGUACCAAUAUUUUGGUGAUGUGGUCACAUUUGACACCACAUACCUAACGAAUCGAUAUGGGAUACCUUUUGCACCAUUUGUUGGUGUAAACCACCAUGGACAGUCAAUUUUGUUGGGAUCAAGGUUGGUCUCUAGCGAGGAUACCGAGACAUUUGCGUGGUUAUUUGAGACAUGGUUGCAAUGCAUGGAUGGUAACGCUGCGAAGGCUAUUAUCAUUGAUCAGGAUAGAGCGAUAAAAAAUGCAAUCGCAAUUGUCUUUCCAAAUACCCGGCAUCGAUUUUGUCUUUGGCAUAUACUGAAGAAAGUUCCAGAAAAGCUUGGUUCAUAUGGUUCCUACAAAACGGGGAUGAAAAAUGCAUUGAUGAAAUGUGUAUAUGACAGCCAACAGCCAGAUGAGUUUGAGAAAUGUUGGGAUGAGUUGCUUACCACUUAUAACUUGCAUGAGAAUGCGUGGUUGCAUAGCCUAUACGUUGAGCGUCAACAUUGGGUGUUGGCUUUUUUGAAGGACUGUUUUUAG